Helicoverpa armigera (cotton bollworm) is the source of this 4660-nucleotide messenger RNA. RefSeq lists its product as uncharacterized. Lineage: Eukaryota; Metazoa; Arthropoda; Insecta; Lepidoptera; Noctuidae. The transcript has 2 exons. Gene Ontology annotation, molecular function: nucleic acid binding; zinc ion binding. The record is from RefSeq and is a predicted model, not a curated record. Bases 561 to 4085 code for a protein of 1174 amino acids. Gene Ontology annotation, biological process: DNA integration.
AAAAUAUGUGGGAAUGAAUGUCGAGUGGAAUGGAACGUGACAGAAUAUGAGGGAGGCGUGAGCGAGUGAGCGAAGGAGUGAGAGAGAGGGACUGAAUGAACGGUGUUAGAGGCAACCACGCGGUACUGAGUGUAACGAACGAGCCAAAGUUGUUGAAAUAAAAGUUGUAAUAAGUGUUUAAAACGGGAUUUUAUUUCAAAGUCAUCGAUCCCCAGCACGAAGAGAGCUACAGAUUUUGGGGGCUCGUCCGGGAUCGAUCAACGACGAAUUUCCACGAAGUUUUCUACGACGCACCGGCCGGCGCGACGCGGCGGCCAUUAAAUUUGAAUUACGAAGUUACGGAGCACGAUGGAAUCGAAAUCAACGACGAUUACGACUGCAGCGGCGCCGGUGGCGUUCGGGCUCACAGAGGGGCUCAUCGAGAAGUUCAGCGGAGACGACAAAUCUUACUCGUCGAGUAAGUGGGCUCAAGACAUCGAGGAUAACGCUGAGAUAUUUCAGUGGACGCCGCAACAAACUUUGAUCGUAGCUCGCCGGUCACUCACCGGGACGGCUGAGCUAUGGUUAAAAUCGAGAAGGCAUUCAAAACCUACGGCGAUCUCAAGGCUGCGCUUGUGAAGGAAUUUCCAGACACCGCGAACGUCAAGGAAAUGCACGAGCUAAUGGCGGCACGCAAGAAAUUAAAAGGCGAGACGUAUUAUCAGUACAUGUUGCAUAUGAAAGAGCUAGCGCGGCGUGCGAAAUUUCCCGACUACAUCGCGAUACAGUACAUCGUGGAUGGCAUCGACGAUUACGAGAGCAAUAAGGUGAUUCUGUACGGCGUGACCACGUUUCCAGCAUUGAAGGAAAAGCUGGCUUUCUAUGAGAAAAUGAAGUCCAAAACCAGGGAGCGAGAAAAGAGAACCGAGAGGUUAAAAGGUCAUGCGAGGUCGGCGGAGGCGUCCUCGGCAGCAUCGGGAUCGGCGAGGCGGUGCUAUAGCUGUGGUGACAUGGGACAUGAAGCGGGUGUGUGUAAAAACGGAUUGAAGUGUUUUGGGUGUAAUCAGUUCGGUCACAUUCGUAACCAGUGUCCCGUAAAUCCGAUGAGAUCUACGGCUACAGCAUCGGCAUCGGGUCAUUCAGGCGCCAAGAUGGCGGGCGCAGGCGGCAGCGGCGCUCACGGCGGCCGAGGAGGCGGGGCUUCCGGUUCCGGGGAGGCCGGAAAGUUGGGACCCAAGCGACCCGCGGCUAUGUUCGGAACGGUGAACGAAGUAAGCGGAAACGAGACUGUCCGCGCGGUCAUAGACAAUGAAACGUCACUGACAUUGACAGAUGUCAACACUGUAAAUGUGACAGCUACGAGUUACGAAGAUCGAAACGUUAACAUCACGCAUGUAAACAAAUGUGUUCGGAAGCCGGUAAAAGACAUUAAAAUUAAUAAUACAGUUUUAAAUGCUCUCGUAGAUUCAGGAUGUGUAGCAGUCAAUGUUGAUCACAUUCAAGAUCCAGCAGUAAGGAGUGAGGUUAUGCAAUGUGUUGAGGAGUAUAAGCCAUUGUAUAAGGAAGAGGCCCCGAUCCAACUUCAAAUUGUAUUGAAGGAUGACAUCCCAGUGCGACAGCGACCCAGACGACUGUCACUUAUGGAGCAACAGGUAGUGGAAGAUCAAAUCGAGGAAUGGCUUGAUAAAGGCAUCGUGAGGGUGAGUUUCUCAGAUUACUCCAGUCCUUUAGUGCUAGUAAAGAAGAAAGAUGGUUCGACUAGGGUCUGUGUGGACUAUAGGCAGGUCAACAAGAAAAUAGUUAAGGAUGAAUUUCCACUUCCCGUAAUCCAUGAUCUGAUUGACAAAUUGCAGGAAGCUAAGGUAUUCAGUGUACUUGAUUUGAAAAGUGGGUUCUUUCAUUUGAAGGUCAGCGAGGAGUCUAUUAAGUACACAUCAUUUGUCACUCACCACGGGCAGUUUGAAUUUCUCCGUGCCCCGUUUGGUUUGUCCACCUGUCCCAAGACUUUUAUGAGAUUUGUGAGUAUAAUCUUUAGAAAUUUGAUUUCCCAAGGAGUGUUAAUCAUAUUUAUCGAUGACAUUAUAAUUCCAGCCUUGGAUGAAGUUCAGGCUGUAUCGAGGUUGAAGCAAGUGCUAGAAGUCGCAGCACAUUAUGGCUUGGAGAUUAAUUGGAAAAAGGCGAACCUACUGCAGCGUGAAGUUGAGUACUUGGGCCACAGGGUGAAGGAUGGAGAAGUACGGCCGAGUACAGAUAAGGUGGAUGCAGUCAUAAGGUACCCUGAGCCAAGAACCCUCAAGCACUUGCACAGUUUUGUUGGAUUGACAAGCUAUUUCAGGAAGUACAUUGAAAAUUAUGCUUCUGUGGCGAAGCCAUUGACUGAUUUAUUAAAGAAGAAUACAGAGUUCAUAUUUGAGGAUAAGGAAAGAAAAGCUUUUGAGACACUGAAGAAUAAAUUAGCUAGCGGACCUGUUCUGAAGAUUUUCAAUCCGAAGUUGAAGACUGAAUUGCACACCGAUGCCUCAGGUGUAGCAUUGGCUGCAAUACUCAUGCAACACCAUCCAGGGUCAGGCUUACACCCAGUACAUUACAUGAGUAAGAAGACAACUGACAUUCAGAGCCGGUACUCAAGCUACGAAUUGGAAGCACUAGCCAUCAUAGAAGGUAUCAGGAAGUUCAGGCACUACCUUUAUGGUAUUCCAUUUAAAAUAGUCACAGACUGUAAGGCUUUUGAAUUAACACUUAAGAAGAAAGACUUGUCAGCCAAGGUAGCCAGGUGGGUCCUCAUGCUCAGUGAAUAUGAUUUCGAAGUGGAGCACAGAGCGGGCUCCAGGAUGCAGCAUGCAGAUGCUUUGAGCCGCAUACCAACAGUGGCAGUGGUUACUACUCUGCAGGAGAGUUUACGCCAAGCACAAGAUCAAGAUGAUGGCAUAAAAGCCAUAAAGGAAAUUUUGAGAGGAGGAAGUCCAUACGACGAUUAUUGGUUAGAAAAUGGUGUGUUGUAUAAGACUGAGCAGAAGCUGUUUGUAGUGCCAAGAAGUUUGGAGAAAGAAAUUAUUAACAGAGUACACAGCAAAGGUCACUUUGGAAAGUCUAAGAUGAAAGAGUUACUGAAUAAGGAAUAUUACAUUAGAGAUGUGGACAAGAAGAUGCAGGAUUUUUUAUUGAGUUGCAUUCCUUGCCUACUAGCAACAAGGAAGGAAGGAAAACAGGAAGGAUUCUUGAAUCCGAUAGAGAAAGAAGGUGUUCCAUUUGAUACCCUGCAUUUAGACCAUAUUGGUCCACUUACAGAGACAAGAAAGCAAUACAACUACAUACUCACGGUGAUAGAUGGGUUUACGAAGUUCGUAUGGCUGUUUCCCACGAAAACUACUUCAUCAUCAGAGACAUUAAGGAAAAUUCAGAUUCAUCAGCAAAUAUUUGGGAACCCCCGGCGGUUCAUAACAGACCGGGGAACGGCAUUUACAAGUAAUGAGUUUAAGAGUUAUUGUGAAGAAGAAAAGAUAUCUCAUGUAAAGAUUACUACUGGUGUGCCACGUGGUAAUGGCCAAGUGGAGAGAGUACAUCGAAUACUUAUUCCAGUUUUAACAAAACUAUGUUUGGAGAAUCCUGCAGUAUGGUACAAGCAUGUAAGCAAAGUGCAGAGGGCACUCAACUCUACUUUCCAGAGAAGCAUAAACACAACACCAUUUGAACUACUGAUGGGAGUAAAAAUGAAGGGUAAGGAAGAUUUGGAAAUUCUACAACUAUUACAGGAAGAAAAUACACUACAAUAUGAUGAAAAUAGAGAGAAGAUAAGGCAGCAAGCCAAAGAACAGAUUCUAAAGAUACAAGAGGAAAAUAAAAAACAAUAUGAUAGAAAGAGGAAGGAAAGUUCAAAGUAUAAGGAAGGUGAUUUAGUGGCGAUUAAAAGAACACAGUUCGGUCCAGGGUUGAAGCUGAAACCUAAAUACCUAGGCCCUUAUAGAGUGGUGAAAUGCAAGCGUAAGGAUCGCUAUGACGUAGAGAAACUUGAUAGUUCUGUAGAGGGUCCCCAGCGUUCAUCCAGUUCAGCUGACCAAAUGAAGAGAUGGCCUCAACACGGUGACGCCGAGAUGCUGGAGGAGUAGCAGUCACCUUACUCCGCAGGUUAUUAUUGCAGUUCUUAUUUCAGGAGGGGUUAACUUUCGUUCAUUAUCACAGUGCCAUGGCGUAGGGCUAUCUGUACCAGAGUAUUUACUAUGUUAUUUUUCUAUGUAAAACUAAACAUUUUGUUUUCUAAACCUAUAAAUUGUAUUAAGUUCGAAGUAACAUUUAAAUGUUUUUGCCAAUGUAGAGUUGUAUGUUUUAAAUUCAGAAACAAGAUUGUCUUGUAGGAAGUAGUUAUGUGUAUUAGGUUGUUGUAGAGUAUGGUUCCAGUUUAUUUUAUUUAACUCAAUUAUGUAGUGGUUAUUAUGAUGUUUUAGUCUAGUUAGUACAUAAGAUUUGGUGUAUGUCUGAGGACAGACAUGAGUGCAGGACGGCCGAAUGUGGGAAUGAAUGUCGAGUGGAAUGGAACGUGACAGAAUAUGAGGGAGGCGUGAGCGAGUGAGCGAAGGAGUGAGAGAGAGGGACUGAAUGAACGGUGUUAGAGGCAACCACGCGGUACUGAGUGUAACGAACGAGCCAAAGUUGUUGAAAUAAAAGUUGUAAUAAGUGUUUAAAA